AUGGAACCAAUCCAGGUCCAUAUUGAACACGUCCUAAGCAAGGAAAUUGGUCAUGGCAGUGACAAAGCUCGAUUUUCCAGUACCAGAGGGACCAUAGAGGGGGAAGCUUUAUUUCUAGACGCAACCGAGUCGGUGGUGGUGUUGUUUCACUCUAAGGAACAAUUCGAGAUCGAAUUUGACCCUGUUUUGAGAUCCAGUUCUUUUGUGAUGAUGUCGAAGGUAGAAGAAUGCUUGAACGGGGUGAAUCUCGAACGUCCCAUUCUCAUAGGCAUUGUUCGUGAGGAGGCACAAGUCGUGCUUCCCUUGUUGUUUGUUUUCGUUAACUAUGGCGUGAAUGUGUUGAAGGUAAGGAUAGGGGAUUCACCACUUAUCCACAAUCCUGGCUUUCAGAAUAAAGUUUUUGGUUCCAGUUGGAUUUGGAUAAGUGGGUUGGUUGAACAAGUAGAGUGCGACUCCAAGAAAAUGGUCUUGGAUGAUUUGGUGAAUCAUGAUAUGACUCUCGAUCAUAAGGACAUUAGAGGAGGAGUGGUAACUUGA
This is a messenger RNA of Sphenostylis stenocarpa, 537 nucleotides long. The record is from the annotation of a GenBank genome assembly. Lineage: Eukaryota; Viridiplantae; Streptophyta; Magnoliopsida; Fabales; Fabaceae.